This is a messenger RNA of Oldenlandia corymbosa var. corymbosa, 1733 nucleotides long. The record is from the annotation of a GenBank genome assembly. NCBI's taxonomy places the organism in Eukaryota, Viridiplantae, Streptophyta, Magnoliopsida, Gentianales, Rubiaceae.
GUUUUCAUUGUGUAAUCCUCUUUUUAAUCUUCUUACUGAGUUCCGAGUUCCGACAGUAUUCAAUUUAUUCUUCAAUGGAUUCCCUUAGGGCUUCUUACAAGUACGAGGAUGAUCCUACCGUUUCCGGGCAUCCUCAAACUGUAGAACUACACACAGUAAUCAACGGCGGUGAAUGCCCUUCGAACCCCGAGGAAGACCCGAAGCAGGAGGCAACCGUCCCCGGAAUCCACGAGAAAGAAGCGGCAAUGGUUUCGGAAGACCUCUCUUCUGACGAAGUCUCCGACGAAAUCCACGAAAAAGGAAUUGAAUACCCUAAACCCCCAAAUGAUGCUACGAAUUCUCCGAAUUUUACAAGAGUCUCCGACACCGAAGAAGACGAUGAAGAAGAGGAGGAGCCCCCACCCAAGAAACAGAGGCAGCUGUCUUCACUAGCCUCCGCUUCUCCGGAGAACCCUCAGAAGUCUGACGAUAUUGGGGAAAAUGCAGGUGUUCCUUCACCCUCCACCCCGGCAGCCGUUGCCGGAGAAGCUUCAAAUCCAUCCUUGCCAACUGCCACGGCCGCAAAACCGUCUUCCAAGAGCAGUAAGAAGUCCAAGAAGAAGAAUAAUAAUGUUUGGACGAGGCCUACUUCGCGUAAAGGGAAAAAGAAGGCCAAAACCAACGGCAAUAGUAAUGGGGCUCAGACGAACAAUGCAGGUGAAUUGGAGGAUAAGGUUUUGAUUACACCCACCCCAAGGUUUCCUGAUAAAAGUGAUGAUAGCCCAGAUGCGAAAAUAUGCCUUUCGAAGGUUAAUAAAGCCGAGAAAGUGGAAUUGAGUGACGACAGGAUGAGCGCUGGGAGUACUAAAGGGUAUAGAAUGGUGAGGGCUACAAGAGGAGUUGUUGAAGGGGCAUGGUAUUUUGAAAUUAAGAUUGUGCAUUUGGGGGAAUCUGGGCAUACUAGGCUGGGAUGGUCUACUGACAAAGGAGAUUUGCAGGCACCUGUUGGGUAUGAUGCAAAUAGUUUUGGCUAUAGAGAUAUUGAUGGGACGAAGCUGCAUAAAGCUGUCCGAGAGAAGUAUGGGGAAGAAGGGUACAAAGAAGGUGAUGUCAUCGGUUUCUAUAUUAAUUUGCCCGAUGGGAGUUUGUACACUCCAAAGCCUCCUAGAUGGGUUUGGUAUAAAGGGCAGAAGUAUGUAUCUGCUCCCGACGCGAAAGAUGAUCCUCCAAAAGUGGUUCCUGGAAGUGAGAUAUCAUUCUUUAAAAAUGGAGUAUGUCAAGGCACUGCUUUUAGUGAUCUAUACGGGGGUCGUUAUUUCCCUGCUGCUUCAAUGUAUACUCUACCAAACCAGCCCAAUUGCACUGUUAAAUUCAAUUUCGGACCUCAUUUUGAGUUUUUUCCUGAUGACCUUGGUGGGCGUGCGCUACCAAGACCAAUGAUUGAAGUGCCAUAUCACGGCGUUGAUGCCAGAGUUGAGAAUGGUGUGUCUACUGAGAAGAAGAUUUAGCUGCAAAACUUUCAGAAUUGCUAUCUCUUUUCUGUUUAAUAUAAGAUUGUUUUGGGGUUGAUCAUUGAUGAUGACCUUGUAACUUGUUAUUUUACAGAACAAGUCUUCCUGAGGUUAUUUAAUUAAUUUUAACUUCACUUUAACAGUCGUUCAUUAAUAUAAGUUCCCUUUUAUAAUUUACCUGUAUACUUCCUGACGACAAUGGGUGAAUUAAAUGAACUUCUUAUUCCCUAACCUGAUUGCCUG